AUGGCUCACGCCUCUUUGGGCACUCACUCCCAAAAACUAGCCGAUAGAAAUUCCUCCGACAACCCCUUCCAAACUCCCCCAAUCCAACAACCGACUGCUCACGUUGCUCGUGUGAGAUGCGAUCAGUGCUUUGCAUCACACUUCUCGUUCAAGAACUGUGUUCUCUCCGACCCCGCCGACUAUCGAUCCCCCUGCAACUACUGCUUGAGGACCAAAAAAACUUGCACGUACGAUCGUCCCCAAAUCCAGCCAAAAGCCGAGAGCAAAGCCGCAAGCAUGGAGGCCGAGCAAGCUCCUGAUGCCGCGAAGCCAGAGACUACCAUGGUCGCAAAGCCAAAAGCCGCAGCUACGCCCAAGGACGCGUCAAAGCCGAAGAAAGCUGGUGCACCGAAUACCAAGUCUACAUUGAAUAAGGUCCAACGUGGUCGCGUCGAGAAGCCGGCUCCACGAACUCGUGCUGUCCCAAAGUCCUAUACUGAGCUUUCCGUGAAUGACGACAAGGAGAAGGACGAUCGAUUGUCCCAGAUUGACGGAGACAAUGAUGAGGACAUUAAUGAGGACACCAAUGAUGAAUUAUCCCAGAUGGAGGGGGAAAAUGACAAGGACAUUGAUGAGGUCACCAACGAUCAAUUGAACGGCGAGGAAGGAGAACAAUCUGCGGAUGAGGACGAAACUGAGAACGACUAUCCCGGCCCCCGUUUGACUGGCAUCGUCAAUGGAUUCGAUCUGUCCGAGCUCACCCCGUUGGCCUAUCGCGUUCUGGAGGGUAGAGGCUAUAUCCGUAAUGGACAAUGGAUGGGAGGAGUUUGA
Messenger RNA from Hyaloscypha bicolor E, 810 nucleotides. RefSeq lists its product as uncharacterized. The transcript has 3 exons. The coding region runs from base 1 to 810 and encodes 269 amino acids. The record is from RefSeq and is a predicted model, not a curated record. NCBI's taxonomy places the organism in Eukaryota, Fungi, Ascomycota, Leotiomycetes, Helotiales, Hyaloscyphaceae.